This is a messenger RNA of Verticillium alfalfae VaMs.102, 1071 nucleotides long. RefSeq lists its product as hypothetical. The record is from RefSeq and is a predicted model, not a curated record. Lineage: Eukaryota; Fungi; Ascomycota; Sordariomycetes; Glomerellales; Plectosphaerellaceae. Bases 1 to 1071 code for a protein of 356 amino acids. The transcript has 4 exons.
AUGAACGCCAACGGCAUCAGUUCUGUUGCUGUAGCUAUGUGCUGUGUCCUCUGUUUAUCUCUAUGGAUCAUUCAAAGGCACCAAAGCCGUAGAGGGAAGCAGCGAGCAUCGAGGACACAUGUGGAUGUCGCUUCCGUGAAGCCACUGGUGGAUUUUCACUGGAAAUCAGCCAAACUACCAUCGUUACGAGAAUUUCGAUCCAUCUAUAACAUCUCCAUGGGCAUCAAGUCAGAUACGCCUUCAGCCCUCAUCUCCAUGGAUGAGGGGUACCUCGAGCGAAUCGAAUAUCGACGAGAACUCAUGGCCGAACAUGCUGGCACGGUGCUGGGUGUUGUGCCUGGCGGAGAAGCCCCCGUACGCGAACUCUAUAGUUACUUGCUGAGGCAGUAUCUUCCGGUCCGGUUCCCUUUGAUGUUCCAGCUCUCCGCUCAAGACGCGCAACUUACCAAUUCGGUCACGGGGCGAUCAUUUCCCACCAAGCCACCGGCUGAAACCCUAGAGGCAUUGCGCAUCCUCGGUGAAAUCGUGGAGGAAGACCUUGUGUUCCUCGUGCCGUCGCCGGAGGGGCUUCGUAUGGUUGCACACCUUUGGUGUUUCCCCUCGGGGUUUGACCCUGUUGCGAAGUUGGGCAAUACCUUGGACGCCAUCCACAAGCCGGUACCAAGCUAUGAAAAGAUUGGGCCCAGCAUGCAGCGCUUUCUCUCGAAGCUGCAGAGUGGAAAGCCCAUCAAACGCACAAAUUGGUCUGUGCAGCCUCAUCCUGAGCUGUUCGAUUGCAACGCAAAUCGGAGAUUAAAGGACUACAAAGCCAUAAAAAGCAGUGACAUAAGAAUGGAAGAUAGUUAUUUGCGCUCUGAAUUGCAGACUUUGAGCCGUCUGCCGAACACGGAGGCGGUUGUAUUUUUUAUCAAAACGUACAUGUACAGUGUUUCCGAAAUCAAAGCAGAGGGCCUCGGCCCCCAGUUCGCCGAAGCUAUCGAGGGGCUGAAAAAGGGCAAUGCGCCAGGCAUGUGGACCUACAAAGGUGCGUCGCACUGGGGCGAAACUGUUUGCAAAUACAUGCGUUCUUGA